This is a messenger RNA of Entamoeba invadens IP1, 625 nucleotides long. RefSeq lists its product as hypothetical. The transcript has a single exon. NCBI's taxonomy places the organism in Eukaryota, Evosea, Mastigamoebida, Endamoebidae. The annotation marks the transcript as partial. The record is from RefSeq and is a predicted model, not a curated record.
AUGUUCUUAUUGUUAUUAAUUGUUGUGACCACAACAUUUGCUAUUAACCCAUCACAAAAAGAUGAUAUUCAAAUAAAAUUAAGCGAAAAUGCAAAGCGCAAUCUUAAAAAGUUUUUGGAUGUUUCAAAGGAAUUUAUGAUUAUGUUUUCACAUAUGUCACUCAAUAUGAAACUUAGUGUUAAUCAGAUUACUUAUUUUGUAUCCAAUAAUGAAGAGUUUAUUAUAAAUACUGAAAAAGAAAUAUUACAAAGAGUAGAAACAAUUCUUUUAAAAGGUUCAAUUUCAAAAAGCGAAUUCCUAUACCAAUGUGAAACACUAGAUUUAAUGUAUAGAAUGUUUAUUAAAACAAAUUACUUUGGGAAAUUUUUAUUUGACUUCCAAAAUAAUGUAAAUUUCUUGAAAGAUUCAGGCAAAUUUACAGAAAAUAGCAUACAUAUUAUGAACAAUGCCAUUAUUAUGGUACUUCAAAUGACCGCUAUAAAAAGAAAAAUCACGUUUGAAAUAUCAAAAGAACUUGACUUGCUUAAAAAUGAAGUAUAUGUAAAUGCAAUUCUCAGGCUUGAAAAUUACAUUGAAACACUUGGGUUAAUUGUUGAUCCAACUUUUAACAAAGAUAAUCCAGAAA